Xenopus tropicalis (tropical clawed frog) is the source of this 608-nucleotide messenger RNA. RefSeq names its product glutamyl-tRNA(Gln) amidotransferase, subunit C (gene gatc). Bases 32 to 487 code for a protein of 151 amino acids. The record is from RefSeq and is a predicted model, not a curated record. Lineage: Eukaryota; Metazoa; Chordata; Amphibia; Anura; Pipidae. Gene Ontology annotation, biological process: glutaminyl-tRNAGln biosynthesis via transamidation; mitochondrial translation; regulation of translational fidelity. The transcript has 5 exons. Gene Ontology annotation, cellular component: glutamyl-tRNA(Gln) amidotransferase complex; mitochondrion.
AAUAUGACGUCAUAUUAAAGAGCCGCGCAAAAUGUGGUUCCGAGCGCCGCUCUGCACCGCUUGGAUUUCUGGUUUCCGACGUUCGUUGUCGGCGCAGAGUAAGGUACCGCCUAAACCAACAUGGGACCUUCAACCCGAGAUCAGAAACCAGAAACCCCUGAUUAGCCUAGACACAAUUGACCAUCUUGAGCGGCUAGCAUUAGUGGAUUUCGGAAACGUAGAAGGCGUGCAGCGGCUUGAGAAGGCCAUACAGUUUGCUGAUCAGCUGCACAAUGUCAACACAGAGGGAGUGGAACCUUUAUCAUCUGUGUUAGAAGACAGGACCCUAUACAUAAGAAAUGAUGCAGUUGCUGCAGGAAAUUGUACCGAACUGCUCCUAGAAAAUGCCAGAACUGUUGUAGAGGAAUAUUUUGUAGCACCUCCAGGUAACAUCCCUUUACCAGCUCAGCAUGAAAGAGGUCUGUCUGAAGUCAAGAGCAGCUCCUGAACAUCAAGGACCGGAAUAGAAACAGCAUAACAGCUUACUGUUUAUUAGGACAGCUACAGAUGCUUAUUUUUAUUUAAACUGAAACACUUUCAUAAUAAAAGGAACAUACGUACAAACUUGA